AUGGCAACAUCAAAAGUUUUAAUUGGUCAUCCAAGUUUUAAUCGUUCCAUUGAAUCUCAUAGUAGUGUACAUUCAACACACAGUGAUACAUCGUACACAGCACCCUAUGGUACAAGUCCAACAAAUGAAGAUAUUGGCACACAGACAGACAUAAAAACUGUCAAUGAAUCACGUCGUCGACGGGAUGAAACAAUUGUCGAUAUUAGUCUCGAAUCAAUGAAAUAUAAUGGAGCAAUACCAUUUCGACAACUACAACGUCCUGUUUGUUUAAAUCGACAAAAUUCGAGACAAAGUGAAUGUAGUGGCUCAUUAUUAGGCGUUGGUGAUCUAAUGUCAAAUAAUCAAACUACAACGGCGGCAAUAAACACAGUAAAUGGUGGUGGAGCAUCUAAUGAACAACAGACUUCAAGUAUAACAAUAUCUGCUUUAACACCGCCAAACGGAAAUAAUAAUAAUCUAAAUAAUGGACAUGAUACAGUUGGACCGUUGCGUGGUAGUGGAACAUCUGCACUCUUUCUAACAGAUGAUUCAUUACCACUUGUAAAUACAAUGCCUAAACGAGUUGAGCGUACAUCUCGUAAAGAAUGUUAUCGAUUAGGACGACGAAAACUUUUAUUUGAAAAAAGACGAAAAGCAUCCGAUUAUGCUCUAUUUUUCGCUAUGAUUGGACUAUUAUUUAUGGUACUUGAACAAGAAUUAAGCAUGGCGAGAGUAUACGAUAAGCUUCAUUGGUGUUCAAUUUUGCUCAAAUCACUCAUCACUAUUUCUACAGUCAUUUUAAUUGGUAUGGUUAUAUUUUAUCAUGCAUUGGAAGUUAAAUUAUUUAUGAUCGAUAACUGUGUAGAUGAUUGGCGAAUCGGAAUGACGUGGCAGCGUGUACUACAGAUCGGUGCUGAAGUAUCAAUAUGUGCCAUACAUCCAAUACCUGGCUCAUUUAAAUUUUUUUGGACAACACACAUGGCAAAUAAAUCUGAUUAUCCAUUACAUAUUAAAACAGCUGAAGUUUAUAUAGACAUAUUACUAUCAUUACCAAUGUUUUUUCGUCUUUAUCUUAUUUGUCGUGUGAUGUUAUUACACAGUAAACUAUUCACAGAUGCUUCAUCGAGAAGUAUCGGUGCAUUUAAUCGAAUUAAAUUUAAUACACGUUUUGUACUUAAAACAUUGAUGACAAUAUGUCCAGGCACCGUAUUACUGGUAUUUAUUUUAUCGUUAUUUAUUAUUGCAAGUUGGACAGUAAGAGCUUGCGAAAGUAAUCAUGAUCCAAAACAUCAUGGAAACUUGUUAAAUUCAAUGUGGUUAGUAGCCGUUACUUUCCUGGCUAUUGGCUAUGGAGACACGGUUCCAAAUACUUACUGUGGAAGGGCUAUUUGUGUUGUGUCCGGUCUUAUGGGUGUAUCAUGUACAGCCACAAUGGUAGCUGUUUUAGCUCGAAAGCUUGAAUUAACGAGAGCUGAAAAACAUGUGCAUAAUUUCAUGAUGGAUACACAGUUAACGAAAAGAUUAAAAAAUGCAGCAGCUAAUGUUCUUCGUGAAACUUGGUUGAUAUACAAAUAUACAAAACUCGUCAAAAAUGUGAAUAAUUCACGUGUUCGGACACAUCAACGAAAAUUUUUGCAUGCUAUUCACAGUUUAAGAAAAGUCAAACUAGAUCAACGAAAACUCACUGAUAAUGUCAAUGCUGUAUCAGAUAUAGCAAAGUUACAAUCAUCGGUAUACGACGUUACUUCACAAAUGCUUUCAAAUCAAACAGUAUUGGAAAAUAGAUUUCACGAUUUGGAAAAUAAAGUUACCGCGUUACAGUGUCAAAUCGAUAAUUUACCUGAUAGUAUGGCACAAGCUGUCUUAGAACAGAAUAAUCGUUUAUGGGAAAGACUUGAAAAUCGUGUGCAAAAUCAACUCACUCUCGUACGACCGUUACCCACAAUAUCAGUGACAUGUCCACGACAAAAUACUGUAUAA
Messenger RNA from Didymodactylos carnosus, 1959 nucleotides. The record is from the annotation of a GenBank genome assembly. Lineage: Eukaryota; Metazoa; Rotifera; Eurotatoria; Philodinida; Philodinidae.